This is a messenger RNA of Neohortaea acidophila, 1092 nucleotides long. RefSeq names its product solute carrier family 35 member SLC35F1/F2/F6. The record is from RefSeq and is a predicted model, not a curated record. NCBI's taxonomy places the organism in Eukaryota, Fungi, Ascomycota, Dothideomycetes, Mycosphaerellales, Teratosphaeriaceae. Gene Ontology annotation, cellular component: membrane. Gene Ontology annotation, biological process: transmembrane transport. Bases 1 to 1092 code for a protein of 363 amino acids. The transcript has a single exon. Gene Ontology annotation, molecular function: transmembrane transporter activity.
AUGCACGGCGACCAGCAGGCGCCCAUCCAGGUGACGGCCGACGAGCUCGACAGCCGCAAGGGCAUUUUCGGAUACCUGCGCACCAAGCAGUUCUACCUCAUCCUCGUCAUGUCGCAGCUGCUGGCAAUCUGCGACACCGGCACCAACACGCUGACCACCCUGCUCGCCGACGCUGGCACGUCGAUUCCCGCCUUUCAGUCGCUGUUCAAUUACAUUCUCCUGACUCUCAUUUAUACCUCGUGGACCAUCUACAAGUAUGGGUGGAAGGGGUGGUUUCGGCUGUGCUACAAGGACGGGUGGAAGUUCUUCAUUCUUGCCUUCUUCGACGUCGAGGGGAAUUACUUCACCGUGCUGGCGUAUCGCUACACCACCAUCCUCUCUGCGCAGCUGCUGGAGUUCUGGGCGAUUGUCGUCGUCGUGCUCAUGUCGCUCAUCUUCCUCAAGGUGCGCUACCACUUUGUGCAAUACAUUGGCAUUCUGGUGUGUGUUGGCGGCGUGGGGUUGAUGAUUGCCUCGGACCACAUCACGCACUCCGAUGGCGGACAGGCGGUGGAUGCGGUCAAGGGUGAUCUGUUUUGCUUGCUGGGCGCCACCUUCUACGGUCUCGACAACGUGCUCGAGGAGUUCCUGCUCAGCAAGCGGCCCAUCUACGAAGUCGUCGGCCAGCUCUCCUUCUGGGCCAUGUUCAUCAACGGCGUGCAGUGCGCCAUCUUUAACCGCCAAUCCUUUCAACAUGCCACCUGGAAUGGGCAAACCAUUGGCUACCUCGUUGGCUACACCCUCAUCCUCACCUUCUUUUACUCCGUUGCCCCGCUGGUGCUGCGCAUGGCGUCUGCCGCUUUCUUCAACAUCGGCUUGUUGACCGGCAAUUUCUGGGGCCUGAUCGUCGGGCUGAAGCUCUUCCACCUGCACGUCCACUGGCUGUAUCCCGUGGCUUUCGUCCUGAUCAUCGUCGGCCAUUUCAUCUACUACGGAACAGAGGGUGUGCUGGGCGAGGCGCGCAAGCCUUGGCUGGGUGAGAACCAGGAGGGUGGCGAUGAUGGACUGGGGACGGCGAGGAGGAAGUUGGCGCAUCCGAACGCUAUCGUUUGA